Messenger RNA from Glycine soja, 1308 nucleotides. RefSeq names its product nuclear speckle splicing regulatory protein 1-like. Gene Ontology annotation, biological process: regulation of alternative mRNA splicing, via spliceosome. The record is from RefSeq and is a predicted model, not a curated record. Lineage: Eukaryota; Viridiplantae; Streptophyta; Magnoliopsida; Fabales; Fabaceae. The transcript is spliced from 5 exons. The coding region runs from base 151 to 1101 and encodes 316 amino acids.
UUUUAUAUAACCACAAUAAAAAAACAAAAAAUAUUACAUUUUCCCCUUUCUACUAGAGUGGAGAACGUGGGAGACGCAACCCCUUCCGUGACCUCCGCGUCAUCGUCGCCGGUGAAUUGAUUCACGGGCAGUGAAGAAUCUGGGUGAAAAAUGAGCAAGUAUGGCUUGAACCUUAGGCCGCCUAAGCCAAAGAAGCAGCCGCCAAGGCCUUCCCUCGCCAACCCUUUUGGCUUUAAUGAAGAUGAUGAGAAUGAUGUUGAGAGAGAAAUUGCUCUCCAGGCUAGCAAGAAUAAACGUCUCAAGGAAGUUGAGGAGCAGCAAAAGAAAGCCCUGGAGGAAGAUCCAUCUGUAUUUGAUUAUGAUGGAGUCUAUGACCAAAUGAAAGAGAAAGUUGCUCGUCCAUUGGUACAAGAUCGUGAAGAGAGAAAGCCAAAAUACAUCCAAAAUCUGAUUAAAAAAGCAAAAGAGCGAGAGCAGUAUCGUGAGAUUGUUUAUGAGAAAAAGAUUGCCAAAGAGAGAAGCAAAGAUGACCAUCUGUAUGCUGACAAAGACAAAUUUAUUACUGAAGCAUAUAGAAAGAAGCUUGCUGAACGAGAGAGACAAAUGGAGCUAGAACGACUGCGUGAACUCCAAGAGGAAAGAGAUGAUGUUACCAAGAAGAAGGACUUUUUGCUUGAUUUUUAUGCUAACCUAGAUAAAAAUGUUGCUUAUGGCGCGAAAGAUGCUGAAGCAAGGAAACGUGAAAAUCAGGCUGAGCAUAGAGUUCCAGAGACCCAUGAGGGAGUGAGCCUUGCAUCAAAUGAGCACGAAAAUUGUAAUGUGUCAGAGGAAGUGCAACAUUCAUUGGGCAACUCAAGUUCACCAGCGGGGUCCCCAAGAGUAAAGCUUGAGGAGGAUCAGGGUGAAGCUUCUAAUCCUUCUGAUAGAAGUUUCAAUCCCUUGGAAACGAAGCCAAAUCCUGAGGCUUCUAUGGAAGAAAAGGGUUCAGCUGAACUGCCAUCAGAUUCUCAACCAAAGCCCGAUCAUCACAAAAGAAGUCAAGAUGCUGUGGCUGCAGCAAAAGAGCGCUUUCUGGCACGUAAGAAAGCAAAGGAACAAUGAAAUUUUUCCUGCCCUUGUUCAGAUGCCUGGUGGUUCAUUUGGUCUUUAGUUUUUCGUCCUUAAUCUAAUAUCCAUGAACCUUGCUUCAAUGCCAAAUAGCUUUAUCUGUGAAAAUGUCAUAGAAUGAACUGGAAUACUGUGUUACUAUAUUUAAUUUGGUGUCAAUUAAUUCAUAAUUAGGGAUGACAAGGCGGGCGGAUUUGACUA